UCCUCAGGCCGUGCUUCCUCCGCGGGUCAGAUUUAUCAUCACAGGGGUGCCGAGAGAAUUUGUCAAGGGAGAAAAUCAUUGGAAGACCAGCUGGGAAUUGGAAUUGGAAUUGAAUUGGAAUCGUCGAGACUAGUGUAAUAAUGAUGAUAAUAAUGAUGAUGAUGAUGAUGAUGAUGAGCACUGCUCUUCCUCUCUCUUUAAUUAUGCGUGUGAUAUGUAGAGUAUUGCUCGCUCGCUUGCUUGCAGGUAUGAUGACACAUGAUGGCAGGAGCAUAAUAGAGGGAUGGAGGCCGAGAGGCAUAGAAAGUCGAGGCGGAUAUGACCUGUUGGUGAAAAGUGUAUGGAUAUGUAUCUCGAUCGAUCUGCUCGCUCUCCCCUCGGACAGAACACCGUUGGUUGGGAACGAGGCCGGGCGACGAGGACGGGUCAAAUCGAGAGACCACAAGAGGAAUGUGGACGAUAGCAGUCGGGAGGGGGAGAGAAAAGUAACUUUGAUAAUUCCCUCGUCUGUGAAUGAAGACAAGGCGUGAGCCGGUUUGACCAUUCUCCUUUCCCCCAAAAACUAUAAAAGCAAAUCACUGUCCACAGCACCCUGCCCAGCCAUCCAUAAUCGUU
Messenger RNA from Dissoconium aciculare CBS 342.82, 615 nucleotides. RefSeq lists its product as uncharacterized. Lineage: Eukaryota; Fungi; Ascomycota; Dothideomycetes; Mycosphaerellales; Dissoconiaceae. The transcript has a single exon. The record is from RefSeq and is a predicted model, not a curated record. Bases 141 to 530 code for a protein of 129 amino acids.